AUAUCUCUCUCUCCAUCUCGGGAAAAGAAAAGACCCAAAAUACUGUCACCUCUCUCUCCUCCUUUCUCUCUCUCUUCGAAAUAGUGAAAUAAGGGUUUCGCAGCUUUUACACGCCACGUUACACGAAAGUUCGUCUUACUACUACUGUAAUUACUCCAGAGUCGAGCCAGAAUGAAAACAUAUUCUCAACCUCUCCUUCUUGACCAUUUUACCCCACCAUAAUUCUUUAAUUCUCUCUCUCUGUCUCUCUCUAUAUAUAUAUAUAGACACAGUCACAUAUCACACAUUUAUAACAGUAACUAUUACAGCUUUAGCUCUGUACGUACAAUGGAGUCCCUUUGCUUUCCUUCAUCCUUAAGGUGUCUCCUCUCCUAGCUUGUAGUCAUUUGCUAAUAGACUGUUGCUUUACAGUAUCACAACAGGUCUAAAGUUCAGGUUUCAGGGUCACUUUUCUUCCUUUUUUCCCCCCUUAAAGUUGUAGGGUUUAGCUUGGCUUUUGAUCAGACAAUGACCAUGUCUUGGUCCGAUUCUCUUACUGAGUCUACCACGAGACCAACUCGCCCCACUCGCCCAUCCUACGUUCCUCCUCACCAAAGAAACCACAAUGGCUUCACUCUCACGCCGUCUGAGUUUACGGCCGAGUCAUUUUCUUCACCUGGGUCUCGAUUCAUGAACCGCUCCGGUUAUUACGAGCUUGGUCGAACAGGCCCGAGCAGGGUUCGAGCCCCCCGUGGUCGUGGCGUUGGCCGUGGCCGUGGUCGAUCAUGGGGUCGAUACAACAAUAUGUAUGACCCAAACCCAAACCCAAACCCAAACCCAAUCUUACACCCAAAUCCUUUUGAUAUUGCAGAGAAAUUUAAUGAGUUAGAGGUUGUUGAUGACACUGGUGGUUUAGGAGGCAUCAAUUUUGAUGCCUAUGAGGAUAUACCUGUUGAGGCCAGUGGCUCAGACGUACCUCAGCCCGUGGAGUCGUUUGCAGAGAUUGAUUUGGGGAAGGGUUUGAACGAUAAUAUCAAGAGGUGUAAGUAUGUUAAGCCCACGCCAGUACAGCGCCACGCCAUACCCAUAGCCAUGGGCGGCCGGGACUUGAUGGCGUGUGCGCAGACGGGGUCGGGGAAGACGGCGGCAUUUUGUUUUCCGAUUAUAAGUGGGAUUCAAAGGAACCAUGCCAUGAAACCACUUUUGAGCCGUGGGGGGGUUGCUUAUCCACUUGCUCUUAUACUGUCCCCAACCAGGGAAUUGUCAAUCCAGAUUCAUGAUGAGGCAAAGAAGUUCUCUUAUCAGACUGGUGUCAAAGUUGUGGUUGCUUAUGGAGGGGCACCCAUAUUACAGCAGUUACGAAAUCUGGAAAUGGGUGUUGACAUCUUAGUUGCAACUCCAGGGCGUUUGGUGGAUAUGAUAGAGAGAUCAAGAGUGUCUCUUAGAAGGAUCAAGUACUUGGCUUUAGAUGAGGCUGAUCGAAUGUUGGAUAUGGGCUUUGAACCCCAGAUACGAAAGAUUGUUGAGCAAAUGGGGAUGCCACCACCAGGUGCAAGGCAGACAUUGCUUUUCAGUGCAACAUUUCCAGCCGAGAUACAAAGACUUGCAUCAGAUUUUCUUUCAAACUACAUAUUUCUAACUGUUGGAAGAGUUGGUUCUAGCACUGAUCUAAUCGUCCAAAAGGUUGAAUUUGUACCGGACAUGGACAAAAGAAAUCUUUUGAUGAAUCUUCUUCACGCCCAAAGGGAAAAUGGAACCCUCGGCAAGCAUGCACUGACACUAGUUUUUGUCGAGACAAAGAAAGGAGCAGACGCAUUAGAGCAUUGGUUAUCCAUGAAUGGAUUUCCUGCCACAGCAAUACAUGGUGACAAAGUGCAAAUGGAGAGAACAAGAGCACUGAAAAUGUUUAAAAGUGGAGUCACUCCAAUUCUGGUGGCGACGGAUGUUGCCGCACGAGGACUGGAUAUCCCACAUGUUGCACAUGUUAUCAAUUUUGACUUGCCAAGAGACGUAGACGACUAUGUUCACAGGAUAGGCCGGACAGGUCGUGCUGGUAAAUCUGGUCUGGCAACAGCAUUUUUCAGUGACAAAAACAUGCCCAUUGCAAAGGCACUUGCUGAACUCAUGGAGGAAGCUAAUCAAGAGGUUCCUCAGUGGCUUAUUCAAUAUGCUGAGACAACAUCCUAUGGUGGAGGUGGUCAAGCUCGUCGACACAAAGAAAACAAUUUUGGGAGUAAUGAUUUUCGAAGUGGUGCCCAGUUGAGGAAUGUGAAUGAUUACAAUUCUAGCCCAUAUGCUGACGCUGAACGUUAUGCUGUCACUUCCGAUGCUUACCCUGCCAGUGUUAGUGCUGAUUACUACAAUGCUGUUAGUGCUGAUUACUACAAUGCUGCUAAUGCUGAACCCUUCACUGCUACUGGCUGGGAUUAAACAUAGUUCUCUUCAAUUUAUUGCUUGAUCAAUUACUCUAGUGCAGUAUAGCAGUGCAGGUGGUAUAUAAUAGUUUUCUACCUAAAAAUUGGUUGCUGAAGACAAACUACAGGUUAGAAAAGAGAAGAAAAAAAAAAAAUUACAAUCCUCACAGUUGUUCCUUACACAAGUACUUGGAAAUAUUACCAGCCUUUUUUUGGGUCAGAUAAUUUAUUCCUGUCCAUUUUUUUGACUUGAUCAAAUGUCAUCGACUGUUGUUCUAACUGGAAGAUCCUUUUUGGAAGGAGUGAUGCAGAAAUAUGUAUUGUUGGCGAUUAACAGUUUGCUGAGGUUUUUGUGUUUGUAAGGAGGAUAAUGCUGAAUACUUUUUAAACUUAAGGUAUGAAUGAAUAUAUCUGCUAUGUUUUGUCUCA
Molecule: messenger RNA, 2822 nt
Organism: Cornus florida
Lineage: Eukaryota; Viridiplantae; Streptophyta; Magnoliopsida; Cornales; Cornaceae
Product: DEAD-box ATP-dependent RNA helicase 52C-like
Exons: 6
Coding region: 508-2409 (633 amino acids)
Cellular component (GO): nucleus
Molecular function (GO): RNA binding; RNA helicase activity; ATP binding
Source: RefSeq, a predicted model, not a curated record